Messenger RNA from Paramacrobiotus metropolitanus, 1055 nucleotides. RefSeq lists its product as uncharacterized. The record is from RefSeq and is a predicted model, not a curated record. Bases 270 to 1055 code for a protein of 261 amino acids. The transcript has 4 exons. NCBI's taxonomy places the organism in Eukaryota, Metazoa, Tardigrada, Eutardigrada, Parachela, Macrobiotidae.
UCCCGCAGCAAAGUGGCAAAAUUUUUUUGGAAUAAAUGUGAAAAGUCAUCCGGAUGACACCGGCCAGUGAAAGUAAGUAUAUAAAGCGCUAACUAAAAAUAACCAACCAAAAAAAUUGCGAUCUGAUUUUGUAAUGCACGGCUAAUUACUUAGUAUUUAUUGCCAGUAGUACCGGUAAUCCAUUUCGCUAAGACGUGCACAUAACCCAUAUACCGCUAUAUGAUCUGUUUUCUGCAAUUUGACCUUUAGUGCAUUCACAAGGCACCAAAAUGUCGCUUGGGCAUAGUACGGUUGUUUGUGUUGGCCUUUUACUCGUGAGCUUCUACCAUUCGGCUAAUGCAGCUGGAAACAAAGCUUCGAAUUCUGGGACCACCACCGGAAGUGGCAAGUGUAGCCAGCUCCCAAAUGUCCUUUCGAGCACUAACACAUACAAAAUUAAAGAGCUUAUGACCAGCAACCCUUGGUACGGAUACUUGACAUACAACAGCGACACUCGCACGGCGCAGGAUCCUUCAGAGUUAAACGUAGUAAAUUAUUACAUUAGCUACUGGAAAAGCAGUGAGCCAACACGAUCCCAACCGUCGGAACUGAUGUAUCAACAAAAACGGAAAUACGUGAACGGCUCCUGUGCUUACCUGCUGGAAGUAGCGCAGUUUACCACCGAUGGUCGGCAGUUUGGACCAUAUUUGCAAACUAACGGUUCAGGCCAGAUCACUGACGAUGGUUACGAUGCCUCUUUCAUCUGGUCAACUGACCAAAAGACUUACAUCAUGUUUUUCUGGUGCGCCAAACACGACUGGACAUCGGGCAAUUGCGCCAGCACUCAUAUUUACGUUUAUACAAAGGCCAACCCGAAUGACAUUUCCAAGUCUCAGCAAGAUUCCAUAAAUAACGCUGUUAACAGCGUUCUGAAACCCUACUGUCUGGAUACCGGGAAAUUUGCCAAGUAUAAAUGGGAUAAGAACCUGCCGGAGUGCCCUCCACUGCCUGUAUCAAAGAGACCGGACUGUUUUCAGCAUUACGAAAACGCUUUCAUAACACUGAUAGAAAUGUAA